Messenger RNA from Aphidius gifuensis, 2009 nucleotides. RefSeq names its product glucose dehydrogenase [FAD, quinone]-like. Gene Ontology annotation, molecular function: oxidoreductase activity, acting on CH-OH group of donors; flavin adenine dinucleotide binding. The record is from RefSeq and is a predicted model, not a curated record. The transcript is spliced from 2 exons. NCBI's taxonomy places the organism in Eukaryota, Metazoa, Arthropoda, Insecta, Hymenoptera, Braconidae. The coding region runs from base 56 to 1885 and encodes 609 amino acids.
UAUUAUGCUAAAGUGUUUGGUUACUAUCGAUUAAAUAUUUUCCAUCCAUUUAAAAAUGAGGGAAAUAUUAAGGCUUAUUUUUUCAGUCAUAUUAAUAAUAAAUUUAUCAGAAAGUGCGACUUUUUUAGAUUUGUUGAGGCAAUAUGGACUUGAUCAAAGUUAUCAAAUAGCUACUAGAACAUUACCAACUAAAAGUGAAUAUGAUUUUAUUGUCGUUGGAUCUGGACCUGGUGGUGCUCCAGUUGCAAAUCGUUUAUCAGAAAUUGGUGCCUGGAAAGUUCUUUUAUUAGAAGCAGGCAAACCUGAAGGAAUCUUUAAUCAAAUACCUCUUUUAACUGAAAAUGCCCAGAUGACUAAUUACAAUUGGGGAUAUCGAGUAGAGUCAGAUGGUAAAUCAUGUCUAGGAAUGAAAGAUCUACGUUGCACUUGGCCACGAGGAAAAUCACUUGGAGGUAGUAGUACAAUUAAUAAUCUUAUACACACUCGUGGAAAUAAAUUGGAUUUCGAUGAAUGGGCUAACUUGGGCAAUUAUGGAUGGGAGUAUGAAAAAAUUUUAAAGUAUUUUAAGAAGAGCGAGAGGUUCCGUAUUCCAGAAAUACGUGAUUCAUUUUAUCACAAUACUGAAGGCAAUGUUGAUGUUGAAUAUUCACAAUGGAGGACUCCAUUAGCCACAGCAUUCUUAGACGCCGGUAAAGAAUGUGGAUACAAUAUUACACAAGACUACAAUGGAGCUGAGCAAAUGGGCUUUGGUUAUAUACAGUUGGCUACUGAUAAAGGUGCUCGUUGUAGUGCAUCAAAAGCAUAUCUUCGUGUCAAACGACCAAACCUUGAUAUUGUACCAAGUGCUAGAGUGCUUCGAGUUCUUAUUAAUUCUCGCAAAGAAGCCUAUGGUGUGGAAUAUGAAAAAAAUGGAAAAAAAUAUGAAGUACAUGCAUCCAAAGAAGUAAUUCUUUCAGCUGGGACAAUUGAUACAGCAAAACUAUUAAUACUAUCGGGAAUUGGACCAAAGGAUCAUUUGAAUGAGUUGGGAAUACCACUUGUAAAAGAUGCUAAAGUUGGUUAUAAUCUACAAGAACACAUUGCAUUUUGGGGACUGUCUUUUAUUGUUGAUUUACCAGUGACUAUUCAAUUUAAAAGAUUUAUAAAUCCUAAACUAUAUUCUGAGUAUUUUUUCCGAAGAGAGGGACCUCUUGCAUCACCUGCAGGGCCAGAAGCUAUUGCAUUUGUACAGACCAAAUAUGCACAAGAUGCCAGACCAGAUAUUGAGCUCCUUCAAAUUUCAGCUGCAAUGACUUCUGAUAAAGGACUCUUUUUAAGAAAAGGAUAUGGUGUUUCUGAAAGAAUUUAUAAUGCAAUUUAUAAACCACUUGAAGGAAAAGAUUUAGUUACAGUUUGGCCAAGUUUACAGCAUCCUAAAAGUAGAGGUCGUAUUUUAUUAAGAUCAAAGAACCCCUAUGACGAACCAAUUUUAAAAGGUAAUUUUUUCGAUGAUCCUCUUGAUCUUGAUGUCAUCGUUGAAGGUAUCAAACAUACAGUUAAAUUGUUUAAUACUAAAGCCUUAAAAAAAUAUGGAGCAAAAAUAAAUUCACUCAAAAUACCCGGUUGUGAACAGUAUGAAUUUGGCUCAGAUGAUUAUUGGAAAUGUGGAGUUCUAUCAAUUCCAGCUAUGGAAAAUCAUGAAUGUGGCACAGCAAAAAUGGGUCCAAAAGACGAUCCAGAUGCAGUUGUAGAUCCCGAAUUGAGGGUGUAUGGUGUCAAUCGUUUGCGUGUUGUUGAUGCUUCAGUUAUGCCUUUAAUUCCAGAUGGCCAUAUAACUGCCAGUGUUUACAUGGUCGGAGAAAAAGGAGCAGACAUGAUCAAAAAUACAUGGCAAACAAAAUCAUAAUUUUUUGUUUUUUAAUUAAUACAACAUCAAUUUAACAGACUCAUUUAUUUUUUGUUCUAAUUUCUAUAUUUUAUGUAGAUAUAUUUUUUUUUUGUUUUUAUCAAUAAAAAAUAUUUUGAAUUUA